This is a messenger RNA of Thlaspi arvense, 702 nucleotides long. The record is from the annotation of a GenBank genome assembly. NCBI's taxonomy places the organism in Eukaryota, Viridiplantae, Streptophyta, Magnoliopsida, Brassicales, Brassicaceae.
AUGGCGUCGAACAAUAGCGAGAGAAGCAACGAUGAUUUGUAUGCUGUUCUGGGUUUGAAGAAGGAAUGUACGACGACGGAACUCCGUUCUGCUUAUAAGAAGCUUGCUUUAAGAUGGCAUCCAGAUCGUUGCUCGUCAAUGGGGAAUUCGGAGUUUGUAGACGAAGCAAAGAAGAAGUUUCAGGCGAUCCAAGAGGCCUACUCUGUUCUGUCUGACUCCAACAAGAGGUUCUUGUAUGAUGUUGGAGCUUAUAAUACUGAUGAUGAUGACCAAAACGGAAUGGGAGAUUUCUUGAACGAAAUGGCGACCAUGAUGAAUCAGUCCAAGCCUAGUGAGAAUAACUCAGGGGACAGUUUUGAACAACUGCAACAUCUGUUUAACGAGAUGUUUCAAGGAGACGCUGCAGCAUUCUCAUCGCCAUCUUGCUCCACUUCGACUUUCACUUCCUCCUGUAGUUUUGUGUUUGACGGAAACGAUCAUCGGUCAGGGCCAUCGUUUGAGACGAGUUCGAUGGGUAUUAACAUGAACAAUCCUUUUGGGUUUGACCCCAGAGCUCAUUCAUUCUCUUUAGGGGUGGAGCAUCAGCAGGAUUUCAAGAAGGGGAAGAACAGUGGCGGAAGAAGAAACAGGAGGAAGAACAAUGCUCAGUCGUCUGCUCACGAAACGUCGUCGUCCAACAACUAUGGAGUCCCUACUUCAUAG